Messenger RNA from Camellia sinensis, 2089 nucleotides. Its product is annotated as RNI-like superfamily protein. Gene Ontology annotation, cellular component: SCF ubiquitin ligase complex. Gene Ontology annotation, biological process: SCF-dependent proteasomal ubiquitin-dependent protein catabolic process. The record is from RefSeq and is a predicted model, not a curated record. Gene Ontology annotation, molecular function: protein binding. NCBI's taxonomy places the organism in Eukaryota, Viridiplantae, Streptophyta, Magnoliopsida, Ericales, Theaceae.
UAUGGAUGUUCUCUUGUACAAGUUACAAUCCAAACCACUAAACAUCAAAAAAGUCGUCUCUCUCUCUCUCUUAACGCCAAAGCAUCAACAGCUUCUCCAAAGUGAUCACUUGUGUUGUGUCUCUCUUUCCCCAUUCGAUCUAAUUGAUGGGUUCGAUGUUAUGUGGAGAGAAACCUCCAUCUCUGAUGAUCUAAAUCAAGGAUGUCCCAAGCUGAUGUCUCUUACAGCUGUGGAUCUUGUGGGUACCCUCUGAACUUAACAUCUUCCAAUCGUAUCACUUCCGGGAUAGGUUCCGAGUAUCGGAAAUCCAUUAAGAAAGGUUAUGGAUAUGGAGACUCGCAUGCUCUUUGUGGAUUUGACUCACCCACCUCGUCAAGCUCUUAUAAAAAAUUCAUGAUAAAGAUCCGAGCUUUACAGCCUUCAGAAGAGUGCUAACUAAGUUGAAAUGGAACAUGGUUCUAGAGACGGUCCUGCCUCCAUUAUGCACCUUCCUGAUGAUUGCCUAUACUUUAUUUUCCAAUGGCUUGACUCUGGGUCUGAUCGUGAAUCUUUUGGCUUGACUUGCCGUCGUUGGCUUCAUAUUCAGAAUUCAAGUCGUCAAUCCUUGCAGUUUCACUGCUCAUUAAGCCUACCCAACAUUCCCUUAUUAUGUCAGACUAGCAUGAGCAUUAAAUCUUUCCAUCUUUGUAGGUUGCUCAAUCGUUUUCGCCAGCUUCAGUCUUUGUCCUUGUCUGGGUGCAUGGAUCUACAUGAUUCAGGCUUAACUCAAUUGCAAUGUUAUGGCUCAAAUCUGCAGGCACUUUAUUUAGAUUGUUGUUUCGGUAUCACCGAUAAUGGGCUUUCCUUGGUUGCCGCUGGCUGUCCUUCAUUGACACUCAUUAGUCUCUACCGGUGCAAUGUCAGUGACGUUGGGUUAGAGAUUUUGUCUAAAUCUUGCUUGGCUUUGAAAGAUGUGAAUCUUUCAUAUUGUUCACAUAUAUCUGACCAUGGAAUAAGAGCUAUUUCACAACAUUGCUGUCAGCUUCGGGCCGUCAGAAUUUCUUACUGUAGAAAUGUCAGCGGUGUUGGCUUUAAAGGGUGUUCUCAAUCUUUAACUUAUUUAGAAGCUGAGUCUUGCAAGCUUGAACCAGAGGGUAUAUUGGGUAUUUUAAGUGGAGGUGGGCUCGAGUAUUUGAGCAUGUCUAGUCUAAGCUGGUGCAUUCAUGGAGACGGGUUGGCAGCUAUUGGUGCUGGAUUUGCCACAAGGCUUAGAAUCCUUAAUUUUCGAUUGUGCAGAACUAUUGACGAUGAGUCUAUUGCAGCGAUUGCAAAAGGGUGUCCUUUACUGCAAGAGUGGAACUUGGCAUUAUGUCAUGAGGUUAGGAUAUCAGGGUGGGAAUCAAUUGGGUCAAAUUGCAACAACUUGGAGAGGCUUCAUGUGAAUAGAUGUCGGAAUUUAUGUGAUAAUGGGUUUCAAGCAUUGAGGGAUGGCUGCAAGCGUCUCUCUGUCUUGUACAUCAAUCCGCGUGGUCGAAUUUCUUCAACAUCAAUCGAGUUGUUCAAAUUGUUAAGAGGUGAUGUGAAGAUCAAAGAAGAAGAAGUAAUGUGCAUUGCACCUAGUUGGGCUUUUUAAUUAGGGAAGGUGAUAAGUAAGCAAUGCUGAGUUUAAGCUCCAAUUUGAUGACAGCAAAGCUGGAUGAAGAUGUACAUGUACCGCUCAAGGAGUGGCAAUUUCUUCAAUAAGUGGUUAGGUCCUACUCAUUUUUAAUGUUCUGUUGAUGCAUCUAUAAACAUCAAUUGUUGAGACACAAUGUUCUUCAGGUAAAUACCCUUUCGUCCAUUUUCCAACAAUCUGCUACAUGAAGUAAAGUCAAUUUUCAUCAAAUAUGCAAUGUUUCAUGUAUUUUUUUUUAUAUAAUUUUUUUUUAAGCGCAACCAGAUACUUGACAAACCAGCAAAGCCUACAUGUAUGUACUGAAGGUAGAUUGUUUCUUGGUUCAAUACUCGAAAUAUUAAAACCAAACUCCCCGAUUUUUUGUUCCAAUCCCUUUCACUUUCUUUUGUUUUCUUUUUUUUUUUCAUUGAAUAAUGAGAUCGUUCCUUGGCGCCA